Vigna angularis (adzuki bean) is the source of this 1006-nucleotide messenger RNA. RefSeq names its product two-component response regulator ARR5. The transcript is spliced from 5 exons. Gene Ontology annotation, biological process: cytokinin-activated signaling pathway; phosphorelay signal transduction system. The coding region runs from base 105 to 788 and encodes 227 amino acids. NCBI's taxonomy places the organism in Eukaryota, Viridiplantae, Streptophyta, Magnoliopsida, Fabales, Fabaceae. The record is from RefSeq and is a predicted model, not a curated record.
AUAUAACACUGUAUUUAAGAUUUGUUCACCCAUGUUAAGGAAUCCUCUUUCUGUUCUUUUAUUUCUUUCUUUCUCUUUGCUUACAAUUCCCUCUGCACUUUUCAAUGGACACAGACGCCGUCGUUUCCUUUGAUCAUGUCUCGCCGGAGGAUUCUCACGAGGUUCAUGUUUUGGCUGUCGACGACAGCCUCGUUGAUCGAAAGGUCAUUGAACGCUUGCUCAAAAUCUCAGCUUGUAAAGUUACAGCUGUGGACAGUGGAAUCAGAGCACUGCAAUUUCUGGGGUUGGACGAGCAGAGAAGGACCUCUGAAUCUGAUGGUUUUGUCCCGAGUUUGAAGGUGGAUCUAAUUAUCACAGACUACUGCAUGCCCGAGAUGACAGGUUAUGAAUUGCUCAAGAAAAUAAAGGAAUCGUCCAUGUUCAGGGAAAUUCCAGUAGUGAUUAUGUCUUCCGAAAACGUUUUGCCUCGCAUAGACAGAUGCUUGGAGGAAGGUGCAGAGGAUUUCAUAGUGAAACCAGUGAAAUUAUCUGACGUGAAACGGUUGAAGGGUUACAUGACAACGAAAGAGGUUAAGGUUGGAAGCCAUGACAGAGGAAGCGGUGUUGAGAUUAACAACAAAAGAAAGCUGGAAGAAGAGGAAGAGACCUCUGACAUGUCAUCAUCGCCACCGUCCAUUUCUACACUUUCAUCAUCACCGUCCGUUUCUUCACCAUCAUCUUCUCCUACAUCUUCACCCACCGUUCUCGCUUCUCCAAUCAGACGGCUUAAAAUGAGCACCACGGAUUGACUCUCUGUGAUGGCAUCCACAGCAGUAUUUAAUUUUUUGCUCUUAAGAUUUAUUACUUUCCUCUCUCUGGGGUCGAAUUGCAAUUACCCGUUGAUGAUGAUGUUGUUGGUGCUGUCUGUAACGGUUUUUGUUGCAUUGGCCCUCUCUUAUCUUUUGCUACUUUGUUUUGUUUGUUUGUACGAAGGUGGGUUAAGGUUAUGGAAGCAUAAUGUUAUUAU